This is a messenger RNA of Agelaius phoeniceus (red-winged blackbird), 1379 nucleotides long. The record is from RefSeq and is a predicted model, not a curated record. Lineage: Eukaryota; Metazoa; Chordata; Aves; Passeriformes; Icteridae.
AUCCCGGCCGGAGGAUGAGGCCCUGGGGGUGCCGUGGCCGGAUGGGCUCCGUGGCGGUGCUGAAAUAUUCCGUGGUGGGACUUUACCUCCUGGUGCUCCUCAUCCUGGUGGGAAUCUUCAUCCUGGCAGCGUCCCGGCCCCAGGCGUCCCCCGAGGAGCUGAGGGCGCUGCUGGGCGACGUCCAGCGCCUCAACGGGACCUUCCGGGACCUGCAGCUGCGGCUGCUGCAGCGCCCCCCGGCCCAGGCCGACCUCCUGGAGCACGUCUGGAGGCUCCAGGACCUCCUGCAGAACCACUCGGACUCGCUGCUCCUGCUCUCGGGCUCGCUCCAGCGGCUGCAGGGGCUCCUGUGGGCGCUGCAGAGCCAGGCCGGACAGACGGACAGCUCGCUGCAGAGGCUGCGGGACUCGCUGGGCCAGCAGAGCGACGCGGCCCAGCUGGAGCUGUCGCGGCUCUCGGUGGAGGCCAACGGCAGCCGGCUGCUCCUGGAGCACCAGCAGCACCUCCUGGCGCACCUGGGCGGGCGGCUGGAGGCGCUGGGCGAGCAGGCGGCGGCGCUGGGCGCGGCGGUGGAGGCCAUGAACCGCAGCUUCUCCUACGAGCUGCGCCUGCAGAGCUCCCGGCUCCGCGACCUGCAGGGGCUCCUGGGCAACGCCAGCGCCGACGGGCGCAGGAUGCGGGCGGCGCACGGGGCCAUGGAGAGGCAGCUGAGGCUGGAGCUGGCCCUGCUCAACAACGUCACCGAGGAGCUGCGCAUGAAGGACUGGGAGCAUUCCGUGGCGCUGAGGAACAUCUCCGUCAUCCGGGGGCCGCCGGGACCCAAAGGAGACCGAGGCACGGAAGGGAUGGAGGGAGAGCCCGGCCUGCCCGGCCUGCCCGGGCUCCGAGGCCUCCCCGGGGAGCGGGGCCUGCCCGGCCCGCGGGGGCUGAAGGGGGACCAGGGGGAGCUGGGCCCGCGCGGCCCCGCGGGAACGCGGGGGCUCAAAGGCGAGCGCGGCCCCAAGGGGGACAAGGGGGACCGGGGUGACCGAGGAGCCGCGGGUGGCACCGUUCCCUCGGAGGGCUCGGUGCGGUUGGUGAACGGCUCCGGGGCCCACGAGGGGCGCCUGGAGAUUUUCCACGAGCGGCGCUGGGGCUCGGUGUGCGACGACGGCUGGGACGGGCGGGACGGGGACGUGGCGUGCCGCAUGCUGGGCUACCCCGGCGCCGCCGACGUCUUCCGCAUGGCGCGCUUCGGACAAGGCUCCGGGAAGAUCUGGAUGGACGACGUCUCCUGCACGGGCACCGAGGAGUCCCUGGAGCUCUGCAGCUUCUCGGGCUGGGGCCGCACCAACUGCGGCCACGCCGAGGACGCCGGAGUGCGCUGCCGGACAGACUGA